Molecule: messenger RNA, 1846 nt
Organism: Ceraceosorus guamensis
Lineage: Eukaryota; Fungi; Basidiomycota; Exobasidiomycetes; Ceraceosorales; Ceraceosoraceae
Exons: 10
Coding region: 317-1411 (364 amino acids)
Source: RefSeq, a predicted model, not a curated record
GGCGUGGUCUCGAAUGUGAUCGUUAUUCUUCGUUCAUUCACGAUUGCAUGUCAUCUCUCAUCUCGUCAUAAUACUUGCUAUGGAAUGGACGUGGGAGUGCUCAAAGCAAGCCGGAACGCAGGAGCGAUCAAGCUAGCAAGCUCGCAGCAUUGUUGGAGGAGGAGCGCGCACAGGCUCUCUGCAAGAAACAACAGCAGUGGAUAGCUGCUUAGCUCUUAAGCCUUGUCCAUUCAAAAAGUCAAGGAGGGGAGCGUUUGCCUGAAGGUGGCCCCAAAAGUUAGCUGUCAGGCGACCAUAUCGAGCAGAUAGAGGCAAGAUGCCUGAAGAGCUUCUGAACAUGCCGCCAGCUUAUUGCAUGGUGGGCGCCUAUCGUCUGGCUCACGACCCGCUUUUGUGGAAGCCAAUGUGGAGCCGUACAUCUCAAGCUGCCAAGCGAGCUGGAGCAGUGGCCGCAGGAUGGGCGGUCGUAACGUGGCCAGUACAAAGGCUUUUUGUCUCCUGGUUCAUGAAAGGUUCUGCGAGUGUCACUGGUAUGGCUUCCAUGUACGAGUCAACCAUCAGCACAGCAGAUCGUCUGGAUGGCUCCAAUGACUCGAGCUUGCUUGGUUUUGGGAUGCCUUCUUUGACCACCUUUGCUGCGAUGAUGUUCGUGCUUGGACAGUGCAACACCAUCAUGGAGUUCUGGCUGAGAAGAAAGCUGCGUGAAUGUCGCAAUGAAGCGUACGCCGCAACCGUCCGAUCGAGAGGCAAGGGCGAUGAUUGGUGGACCCCUUAUUUCGAAGAGUGGGCUGAGCCUCCACUUGCCAAAGCUGAAAAGAAUGCAAAGAAACAAGCAAUUUAUAUGCGGCUUGCCUCUCCCCUGAUCCGCAUCUUCGUGCUGAAAGUCGUGCUGCUGCCUUUGGAUUUUAUCCCCUUCAUGGGACUCAUAGCAUCCUCCGUGAUCAGGUCCCUGUCGAUGGGAAGGCAAUUGCAUUCGCCUCUUUUUGCUCACAAGCGCAUGACUCCUCUACAAGUUGAACUCUGGGUCACGGAGCGACAGUUCGAGUACCGUCUUUUUGGUCUGACCGCGGCCCUGCUGGAGAGCGUGCCUGUCGUCGGACUGGCCUUCAGCAUCUCCAACAGGGUUGGUGCAGCAAUGUAUGCUUUCGAUCUCGAAAAGCGCCAACAAAGCUUCCGUUCGGGCAAGCGCAAGCCUCUGCCAAAAGAAGAGACGUACAGUCUUGCCGAUCCACGUAGGCCAGUAAGUGGUCGCCUUCAUGCUGACUCGCCCAGACGCAAACUUCGCCUGACGCCUCCCGCGGUCUUGCGCGCAGAGCAGCCCUACCAGCUCUCAGCGAAACAAGCUGCCCGUAGCUCCUCAAGGCGACGACGGAUUUGCAAUGCCCGGCGCAGCAUUCAACAAGGCUUCUAGCUCGGUUCAAUUCGACGGGCCACCAGCAUACACCGAAGCGGACGCUCGCAACUACAUCGGAGACACUGCAGCUGGCCCUCAAGGCAAUCUUGGUUUAGCGGCAGCGCACGCGCCAGCAGCAGAAACUGGUGUCGGUCUCAACAAGCGCCGCGUGCCGCCUCCACCUAGUAGAUGAACAAAACAGGCAGAGACAGAGGGCUUGUAUUGUCCGGGCCUCGACACCUCACCGAGACAAGGUGCAGCCCGACUGGUAUCUAGAGGCAGCGUGUCUUGAAGGAGCGUUGUACAAGGGUGGACCAGUAGCGAAAGUUGUUCCAAGCCCAUGAGCUCUGCUUUGAAAUCGAACGCAAAGCGUGUGUUGGACUGAUCCUAGCUCAGCGUGGUUGAACAGCUUCCAUAAAGACGCUGGCCUGCUUGCCAACAGCCCCUCCGAUG